AAAAUACAUUUUUCAUCAUUCAAUUUUAGCUCUCAUAACCUGUAUGCGAACAGAGAAGGAUCGUAGGUGUAAGCCGAAACCCUUAUCGCUUACGAUUACCGGCGGAGAAAUCCGAAGAAGAAGGCGCUUGGUUUCACUGAAGGGUUUCAGAGGAGGGUGAGGAAGAUAGAAAUGGCAUCUUUUGGUUCGCUGAAGUCGGCUGUAUUCGAUAGGGAGGAAAGAAAAAUGCAAUACCAAUCUCAUGUUCGAGGUCUUAAUGCUUUGGAUCGGCAUAAAAGAUUCAUGAACGACUACGUGCAAUUCUAUGGGAAUGCAAAGAAGUCAGACGGUUCAUUUCCUGUCAAAACUGACGAAGACACUAUAAAAGAAGGCUACAGAUUCAUCAUACCUGAAGAGGAUGACAUGGAAUCUACAUGGGAAAAAAGGCUUGUUAAGCGUUAUUAUGACAAGCUGUUCAAAGAAUACUGCAUUGCCGACAUGUCUCAAUACAAGAAGGGCAAGAUUGGCCUAAGAUGGAGAACAGAAAAAGAAGUCAUUUCUGGGAAAGGGCAAUUUAGCUGUGGUAGCAGGCACUGUGAUGAGAAGGAUGGCUUAGGAAGUUAUGAGGUAAAUUUUUCUUAUGUUGAGGCCGGGGAAAGCAAGCAAGCCCUUGUCAAAUUAGUGGCUUGUAAAAGGUGUGCAGAGAAACUUGUUUAUAAGAAACACAAGGAGAAGGAGAAGCAGCUCAAAAAAGAUCAAGAAAAAACCAUAAGAAAGCGGAAAAUGAUUGAGCAUGCUGAGAAUGGCAAUAUUGGUGAAGAAUUUGAGAUGAAUCCUGAUGAAAAGCGGAAAGCACGAAGGCUUGCAUCUCCAAACAGAGAUGCGAAGGCUGAUGAGGAGAAGGAUCUGGAUGAGUAUCUUGAGGGAAUGUUUCCCUAAUGCUUAGGAUUUCUCCUACAAAUAAUACAAUUGAAUUGAGACCGGAUGGUCUAAAAUGUGAAUUAUUUGUUGGCCGAAUUUGUGUAUUAUAGGAUUGCUUUAUUUUCUGCUAUUCAUUGUAAGAAUUUCCUGAAUUUAAUGACAAUUUUUUUAUGUCA
Phalaenopsis equestris is the source of this 1076-nucleotide messenger RNA. Its product is annotated as protein FRA10AC1. The transcript is spliced from 11 exons. Gene Ontology annotation, molecular function: phosphatase activity. The record is from RefSeq and is a predicted model, not a curated record. Gene Ontology annotation, biological process: dephosphorylation. Bases 172 to 918 code for a protein of 248 amino acids. Lineage: Eukaryota; Viridiplantae; Streptophyta; Magnoliopsida; Asparagales; Orchidaceae.